AUGGCUUCAAAUGACGACCUCGCAUUCAACACAACGCGCUGUAACCGCCUCCUGCGCCCUCUGCAAACCAAGCUCGCGAAGCUGCGCAAGGAGCUCGAGCGACCGAGAAGCCCCAACGAUGACCGAAGAAGCUCCGCGACUGCAUUCGCACUGAAAGCCUCGUCACGGAAGAUCAAUGUCACCCAACCUGCACGCAAGCCUCGCGGGCUCGAAAAACGAAAGGACCCGGAUUGGAUGCCCGAUGCUGGGUCAGGAGGUGCAACCAAGAAGACAUACGGAGGUCGGGGGUUAAAAAAGCCUUCUUCACGAAUAAGCUUACAUGGCGGAAGCGAUGCGCGCCCCGGUGCCAUUGCCUUCACACCACUGGUUACACGCACUGCCAACCGCUUCCAUGACAGCCCACAGCUUCACGACUCGCCUCUGAGAAAACGCAACAAUUACAGAGGGCCCUUACUUGCUAAGGUCAACGUACAAGGCCUCAAGACACAGAUGCCAGCCGAGAUUGGAACGUUGGUGAAGAGUCUGUCGGAGUCGUACGCAAAUCUACUGCAAGCGACGACCGCAGGUGAUGAGAAGAGGUGGAAUGGUACAAGAUCGCUGUUCAGCGCUUGUCUCAGGAGGCUGCCACAGUACAUUCAGCUGGAAGAACACUUCGCCGCGCUUGACAAAGAUGAUGAAAGUGAAGAUGAAGACACUGACGUCUCCCAAGAAGUCUAUUCAUAUCUCGAGCAGCUCUAUGAGAUAACACCGGGACAGGGCUGGCGUGGUUUCAAGCAAGUGGUUCGAGCACAUGGCACCCAGCUUUUGUGUGACGCAUUGGGGGCUCAAAUACUUGGGCUAGAGACUCUGCACCUGCUUGUCGUGCAUUGUCUCAAUGCGUCAGCAUGGGACGAGGCAGAGAAAUUCCUGUCAUCUUUUCUGCCAUGUCUGAAGCCUUUGCCCAUGCCUAACACGCUCUAUGCCAAUGUCUUCGACGAACAGCGUUCACUUUAUAUGUGGAUGGUGAAGGACUUUGUAGCUCGCACCGGCCGAUAUCGCUUCCUCUACGACCAUUUGGAGUACAUGAUAUCACAAGAGCUUCUUCCUUUGGAGUGGUUGGCGACCGAGUGCAUGCGACCAGUUUGGGACCGCCUGGUCCGCAGCCUAUCCGACGGCGAUCAGCGAAGUUCUGCUAGUGCUUUCCGCUUCCUAGAAACGACCAUGUUUGCUGGCAUAGGUCUGCCAGAUGAGAGCCUGUUCGAAGCGGGCGAGAUCGAUACCAUCGCGCGCCAAUACAAGCCCUCAUCAAGGCAGGAAUUCCGGGAUGCACUCGAUACUACCUUUUCCAGCUUGCUCACCGUGUUCUGCAGCAUAGCCCUCAUCAAUCAGUCUCGGGAAGAGUCUGCCGGCGCACUCACUGUGAAAAGAGUUGUCUGGGCACUUGACUCCAUAGUCAUCGACUUAGUCAAACGCAAAGACAUCCAGGAUGAUCUAGCUCUCCUUGGCCCGCUAGAGGAUCACAUGCAGCUGUUCGCGCAACGUGCAGUGUGGGCAGUCUUUGCCUCCUUCCUCGUGCAUCUAGAAGGCUGCCAACAGCAUGGAAACUUGCUGUCACUCGAUAUUGCCACAGUAGGAGGCGCGAUCCCUUGGAUUCUCUCUCAAUAUUCUUCCACGCAUAUCGACAACUCGCAGCUGUUAGGCACUUUGCCCGCAUUUGUGUCAGCCGCGGCACGCGGCACGGGCAGGUUCUGGAAGGACGAUGGUUUCGAUCAAAUUCGACGACUGGUGCAGGGCAUGUUGUCCAUCUCAGGCCUUCGUCUUCCGCAUAAGCUGUGGACGAUGAAACGGCUGGCGCUGGAGGCGGUUAUGGACUUUGCGCAGAGCACCAAUGAAGCCCAACACAUGGCAUAUGUUCGCGAGGUGGAACAAUCGAUGCGGAUGAAAGGUCAUGUGGUGAUUGCUCCAACGCCUCAGAAGACUGACUCACCGUCAGCUGUUGGUGGGUUCAGAUGGGAGGAAGGCAUAGGAGAGUGGGUGGCGUGCACGCCGUUUACUAAAGAGAGCAUGAAGCGUAUCUCGCGGAAACCGGUACCCACGUUGCAGCUCCUGCCAAGCCCUGAGCCAUCUGAUAUUGAAGAUGCUAAGGACAGCCUGACGGCGAUUUCAAUGGCUCCAGCACUGACGCCUUCCAACAAAAUCUCGAUGUGGGAAGCCUUGGCCGAGGAUGAGGAUGCAGAUGAUCACGUCCCUCAAUCCUCUCCAAUCAAGCAAACUACUCGUCGCUCCAUCUCCUGCCUUGGGAAGCGCACUCGUGCGUCUUCACCCAUGGUUGUCAUUCCUGCUAAGCGCAUGGUGAUGACACCACCCGAUACGCCUGUCCUUUUCUUCACCGAGCAGGACUUGAGUGACUUAGACGACGGUCCUCGAAGAUCUAAACGAGCGAAAAAGCAGAAGUACAACACCAUGUCAACACUUCGCUCACAGCGUUCGCGCUCUUCUCUCGAUACGGCCUUAAGGAACCUCAAGCGUCGGACAUACGUGGAGAUCGAGAACGUUGACCUGGAUCUGAUUGAAAGUAGCGAAAGCGAGGAGGAGAGCAAACGUAAUACUUCAUCUUCAUCGUCGAGCUCAUCGAUCGUGAGUCAACGUCUCGAGCUACGAACCGUGCGCUCGAUGCCUUCGUUGGUGAACAAGAAGAGAAGGGUUUUAAAGGAGGUUGCCGAUAUUAACAGCCAGCCAAGCAAGAUGCCGACAUUGAGAAGGCGGCGCAGUGGGAGACAGACCGUGAAAGGGGUGAAGGAGUGGUGGAAGGUGGAUGGUGGUGUUGUCAGUACCGAGGGAAGUGACGAUGAGCUGCGUCUUUAG
This is a messenger RNA of Didymosphaeria variabile, 2844 nucleotides long. RefSeq lists its product as uncharacterized. The transcript has a single exon. Bases 1 to 2844 code for a protein of 947 amino acids. The record is from RefSeq and is a predicted model, not a curated record. Lineage: Eukaryota; Fungi; Ascomycota; Dothideomycetes; Pleosporales; Didymosphaeriaceae.